Messenger RNA from Pteropus alecto (black flying fox), 3064 nucleotides. It is a transcript of the gene TNIP1, whose product is annotated as TNFAIP3 interacting protein 1. The record is from RefSeq and is a predicted model, not a curated record. Gene Ontology annotation, biological process: negative regulation of canonical NF-kappaB signal transduction; regulation of transcription by RNA polymerase II; cellular response to lipopolysaccharide. NCBI's taxonomy places the organism in Eukaryota, Metazoa, Chordata, Mammalia, Chiroptera, Pteropodidae. The transcript has 20 exons. The coding region runs from base 397 to 2304 and encodes 635 amino acids.
GGGCAGCCCGGCCCCCAGCACUUCCUCGUCCCGACCCAGUCCCGGGAGCCGGUAGAGUGCUGCGGAGCCAGAGCCUGGCCUGGGCCGCUAGCUCGUCCCCGGUCUCAAGGCUGGACGCAGAGAGUGGGGAGCUGUGCCCCCAGGGCCCCACCCUCGGUGGUUCCAGCUGGCUGAUGGCCCUGGUCCACCCUCCUGUCCCCAGGCUGGUACUGUGGAGCUCGGGUCUUGGUGGCUGAGUGGAGACAGUGGGGCCUCCUCCGAGGAUGAGGCAACUGAGGCCCAGAAAAGGUGAGCGACUGAUCCAGUAUCACACAGCCUGCAGGGGUGGACAGAGCUGGGACUAGAGUGAGGCAAGCACAGCCAGGCGGGCACCACGGCAGGGGCUGAGCCACCCUCAUGGAAGGGAGAGGACCGUACCGGAUCUACGACCCUGGGGGCGGCGUGCCUCCGGGAGAGGCGUCCGCAGCUUUUGAGCGCCUAGUGGAGGAGAAUUCCCGACUAAAGGAAAAAAUGCAAGGGAUAAAGAUGUUAGGGGAACUUUUGGAAGAGUCCCAGAUGGAAGCAUCUAGGCUGCGGCAGAAGGCAGAGGAGCUGGUCAAGGACAACGAGCAGCUCCCACCACCAUCGCCCUCUUUGGCUUCCUUCGACCAUCUACCUGAGCUCACAGGGAAGGAUGCAAAUGUCCCAGUACCGCCCGCCGACCCUGCACUCCUUAGCGACAAGCCAGAGCCAGUCCCAAAACCACCAUCCAGUGGCACCUCCUCUGAAUUUGAAGUAGUCCCCACCGAGGAGCGGAAUUCUCCCCCGAAGAGCGGCGGCCACACCAGGAGCCCGAUGGAGCUGGGCCCUCUGCCCCACGAGGACAGCAACCUGAUGCUGCACCUGCAGCGCCUGGAGACCACCCUGAGUGUGUGCGCCGAGGAGCCGGACCACAGCCAGCUCUUCACCCACCUGGGCCGCAUGGCCCUCGAGUUCAACCGCCUGGCCUCCAAGGUGCACAAGAAUGAGCAGCGCACCUCUAUCUUGCAGACCCUGUGUGAGCAGCUUCGGAAGGAGAAUGAGGCCCUGAAGGCCAAGCUGGACAAGGGUCUGGAACAGCGGGAUCAGGCUGCCGAGAGGCUGCGGGAGGAAAACAUGGAGCUCAAGAAAUUGUUGAUGAGCAGCGGCAAAGAGGGUGCCUCUGGGCGACCAGGCUCACCAAAGAUGGAAGGCGCAGGCAAGAAGGGGCUGUCCAGACAGCCGCAGGCUAGUGUGACAGCAGGUAAGAUGCCAGAGGCGGGAGCCUUGGGUGCAGCUGAGAAGAAGGUGAAGAUGCUGGAGCAGCAGCGCACUGAGCUGCUCGAAGUGAACAAGCAAUGGGACCAGCAUUUCCGGUUGAUGAAGCAGCAGUACGAGCAGAAGAUCACUGAGCUGCGCCAGAAGCUGGCGGAUCUGCAGAAGCAGGUGACUGACCUGGAGGCUGAGCGGGAACAGAAGCAGCGUGACUUUGACCGCAAGCUCCUCCUGGCCAAGUCCAAGAUUGAAAUGGAGGAGACGGACAAGGAGCGGCUGGCAGAAGAGACCAAGGAGCUGCGCCAGAAAGUCAAGUACCUGCAGGAUCAGCUGAGCCCGCUGACCCGGCAGCGAGAUUACCAGGAAAAGGAGAUCCAGCGGCUCAACAAGGCCCUGGAGGAAGCACUGAGCAUCCAGGCCUCGCCAUCAUCUCCACCAGCAGCCUUUGGGAACCCAGAAGGAGCUGGGGGCCUCCUAAGGAAACAGGAGCUGGUCACGCAGAACGAAUUGCUGAAGCAGCAGGUAAAGAUUUUUGAAGAGGACUUCCAGAGGGAGCGCAGUGAUCGAGAGCGCAUGAACGAGGAGAAAGAAGAGCUGAAGAAGCAGGUGGAGAAACUGCAGGCCCAGGUCACCCUUUCGAACGCCCAGCUAAAAGCAUUCAAAGAUGAAGAAAAGGCAAAAGAAGUCCUCAAACAGCAGAAGAGGAAAGCAAAGGCCUCGGCAGAGCGCUACCACAUGGAGCCCCACCCAGAGCAUCUCUUCGGAGCCUACCCCUAUGCCUACCCGCCCAUGCCACCCAUGGUGCCACAUCACGGCUUUGAGGACUGGUCCCAGAUCCGCUACCCUCCGCCCCCCAUGGCCAUGGAGCACCCGCCCCCACUCCCCAACUCCCGCCUCUUCCAUCUGCCGGACUAUAACUGGCGGCCACCCUGUUCAGGGAUGCGCAAUCAGACCUCCCAAGCGAUGGACUCGCCCACGGCCAGGCCUGCAGAACCAGACUCUGCAAAAAAUGACCACGAGGGGCCUCAGUGAGACCAGAUUACGUGACUUCGCUCCACUUUCGUCUUGUAGAGCCUGCUGACCUCAGAUUACAAAAAAAACUAGAGGCCAUGGUGCUCUGAGCGGCCAGAGCCUCAGCCAGACAGGAAGCUGAGAUGGGUGACCAUCUUGAGCCCUGGCCCCAACCCGAACUGUUUACAGACUGGAGAGGCUCCACCCAGAAAGCUUUCAUCUGGGUCGACUUUGGCACAACAUGGGAAAACUCACUAUCCUGCCACCUAAAGGAGAGAGGCCUCGUCUGGCUUCGACCUGCCAUCCUUCAUGGAAUCUACUGGGGGACAGCAAUCUCAAGAGUGGGGUGCAGCUUAGACCCCUUUCUUUCAGAACUUCCCCAGAAGUGGUUCCAGCUCCUCUGGGGAACCAUGUUCAAUUUAUGUUUGUUUAAUUAUGCUUCAAGCUCUGUAGUAGCAGGACCUACUCCUUGCCCAGCCCUCUCUGUCUGUGAGGAGCUGUGGGAAGAAUGGGUUUGCCUCUGGGAGCAGAAGAGAAUGACAGGACAUUCUGCUGCGGGGCCCUCCACCUCCACCCGCAGCAGCCUCGCUAGUGCCACCGCAACCUGGGAUGAAGGCCACAUCAGCCACAUCUGCUGAGGGGCCCCACCCCAAAGCUGCUAGGCCCGAGGCCCUGCUGCUGGAGGCUUGUUGUGCUGGAGGCCCGGAUUGGGAUGGCUGUCCAUCCCUGGGAAGCUCUUUGCAUGAAUCUUGGACAUAAAUCCAAGAGGAAGAUUCUGUGA